Messenger RNA from Zasmidium cellare ATCC 36951, 2553 nucleotides. RefSeq lists its product as uncharacterized. Gene Ontology annotation, cellular component: mRNA cleavage and polyadenylation specificity factor complex. The transcript has 2 exons. Bases 1 to 2553 code for a protein of 850 amino acids. NCBI's taxonomy places the organism in Eukaryota, Fungi, Ascomycota, Dothideomycetes, Mycosphaerellales, Mycosphaerellaceae. The record is from RefSeq and is a predicted model, not a curated record. Gene Ontology annotation, molecular function: RNA binding; RNA endonuclease activity; 5'-3' exonuclease activity. Gene Ontology annotation, biological process: mRNA 3'-end processing by stem-loop binding and cleavage.
AUGGCCGCGAAGAGGCCUCACGCGGCUAUGAACGCCCAGGCCGAAGAAGACGAUCCAGUCGAUCCCUCAGACGAGCUGACCUUUCUGGUUUUGGGUGGUGGUAACGAAGUGGGCCGAUCAUGUCACAUCAUACAGUACAAAGGCAAGACAGUGAUGCUGGACGCGGGCAUACACCCUUCGUAUGAAGGCCUCGGGGCGUUACCUUUCUACGACGAGUUCGACCUGAGUACGGUAGACUUGCUACUCAUAUCUCACUUUCACCAAGACCAUUCUGCUUCACUACCUUACGUUCUUGCGAAGACCAACUUUGCUGGCAAAGUCUAUAUGACCCACCCAACCAAAGCUAUUUACAAGUGGACCACGCAGGACGCAGUUCGCGUGCACAAUACCCAUACUCCCGCUUCGUCGACAUCGGGCACGGACGGAUAUGUCAGCCAGCUUUACACUGAACAAGACAUCCUCUCCACGCUACCUUUGAUCCAGACCAUCAGCUUCCACACCACACACUCACACAAUGGCAUUCGGUUCACCCCUUACCCAGCGGGCCAUGUCCUGGGGGCCUGCAUGUACCUUAUUGAGAUUGCUGGACUCAACAUCCUCUUCACAGGUGAUUACAGCAGGGAGAACGAUCGCCAUUUGAUUCCAGCGUCGGUGCCGAAGAACGUCAAAAUUGACUGCCUCAUCACGGAAUCGACAUUCGGCAUAUCGACCCGGACGCCGCGACAGGAGCGCGAGAAUGCACUCAUCAAGUCCAUCACAACGAUACUCAAUCGCGGUGGCAGGGUGCUGAUGCCGACCACUGCUGUUGGUAAUACACAAGAAUUGCUUCUUAUCCUGGAAGACUACUGGCAGCGACAUGAAGAAUACCGACGAUUCCCGAUUUACUACGCAUCAGGGCUUGCUCGAAAGGUCAUGGUUGUAUUUCAGACGUAUGUCGACGACAUGAACGACAGCAUCAAGGCCAAAUUCCAAGCAAGCGCAGCGACUGCUGGUGAUGGCGGAAGCGCUGGGCCCUGGGACUUCCAGUACGUACGAGCACUUAAAGGCGUCGAUCGCUUCGAGGAUGUCGGAGGAAGCGUGGUACUUGCCAGUCCUGGUAUGCUACAGAAUGGACCGAGUCGAGCUCUGCUGGAACGAUGGGCACCAGAUGCGAAGAACGGUGUUAUCAUCACUGGCUACAGUGUUGAGGGCACUAUGGCCAAGCAGAUCAUGCUCGAGCCGGACACCAUUCCUGCUGUCACUACAAACCGUAGCGCUGGCGUGACGCUGGGAAAGAGACCCGGGAUGGCUGACGGUGAGAUCCAGAUGAUUCCACGAAGAUGUGGCGUCCAGGAAUUCAACUUUGCCGUGCACGUUGACGGGCAAGAGAACCGAGAAUUCAUUGAGGAGGUCAACGCACCUGUUGUGAUCUUGGUGCAUGGCGAGAGACACAACAUGAAUCGUCUCAAGAGCAGGUUGCUCGGCUUGCAGAAGAUGAAAGUUUACUCGCCUGCCAACUGCGAAGAGGUUCGCAUACCGUUCAGACAGGACAAGGUCGCACGAGUCGUUGGAAAAUUAGCGAACCAGAUCCAGCCUCCUACUCUAUUACCAAGCCCGCCAGACUCGAACGAUGAAGACGACGAGGCUGGAGAGAGCAAGAAGCUGAAGGCUGAGGAUCAGGGGCUCGGUCAGGUGGUCAGCGGCGUGCUUGUGCAGAACGACUUCAAGCUAUCACUCAUGGCACCCGAAGACUUGAAAGAAUACGCUGGCCUCACCACCACGACAAUCGUUUGUCGCCAACGUAUCACGCUCGCAUCCGCCAGCGUGGACCUGAUCAAGUGGGCCCUAGAAGGCACAUUCGGCACAGUAUCAACCACGAACCCCGAGAAACCAGAGACAAACGGCACAUCCAAGAACGAAGCUGCCGACGAGGAACUCCCUCGCCACGAAGACACAACUCUCGAAGUCAUGGGCGGCGCUGUCCGCGUGAACUGCAAAGCACAGGGCGAAAUCGAGCUAGAGUGGGAAGGCAACGCGACCAACGACAGCAUCGCCGACGCCGUCAUGGCCGUGUUACUUACAGUCGAAAGCUCGCCCGCCGCCGUGAAGCAGAGCAGCAAAGCCCACGAGCACGUUCACGACGGAUUCGGAGACAGCCCGGUGGAGACGAAGACGAAUGGCGCAUUUCCGAAGAAGAACCCUCACGCUGACCUGACUCCCGAAGAGAGGUUGAACAGGCUCUUCAUGUUCUUGGAGGCACAGUUCGGUGGAGACGCAGUCAACCCCAUCUCGAAGCCGAAACUUCCAACCGCUGCUGCUAAUGGAGACGCUGCUGGAGACGACGUAGCGAUGGAGAUGGACGACGUGGCUCGGGAGAAGGCAGAGGCGACUGAGCUGGCACGGCUGCAUGCGUUGGGUAUUCCUGUUCCGGGUGUUGAGAUUAAGGUGGACGAGACGAUUGCUACGGUGUGGUUGGAGAAGCUGGAGAUCGAGUGCAAGAAGGCAGCGCUGAAGGAUCGCGUCAAGGCGGUUGUGGAGAGGGCAGUCGAGACCGUUGCUCCGUUGUGGCAGUAG